Messenger RNA from Bombina bombina (fire-bellied toad), 375 nucleotides. Its product is annotated as putative nuclease HARBI1. The transcript is spliced from 2 exons. The coding region runs from base 38 to 283 and encodes 81 amino acids. NCBI's taxonomy places the organism in Eukaryota, Metazoa, Chordata, Amphibia, Anura, Bombinatoridae. The record is from RefSeq and is a predicted model, not a curated record.
ACGUGCUAUAAUAGAAUGACUGUUUGGUGUUCUAAAAAUGCGCUUUCGCUGCCUGGACAGAUCAGGGGGGGAUCUCCAAUUCAGUCCUGAAAAAGCUAUUAAAAUCAUAGUGGCAUGUUGCUGUCUACACAACAUGGCACAGGAGCAUGGGAUGUUGAACGACUUACUUCCAACACCACAGCCCCCAGGUGAAAUCUUUGAGCCUGAUGUAAUUAAUCAUCCCCAACCCCUCAAUGCCCAUUUGGAGAGAUCUGCAACUAUUCAAGAUUUCUUUUCAGAUUGAAGAUUCUCAGAAAUGGAAUACCACUCCCCUCCCUCUCUCCUCAUCCCUAUAUUUACCACAUUUUCCCUAAAUAAAUGUAUACUUUACUCAAA